AUUCUAUUCAUAAUGGUACUUAUAUUAGGGCUCAUAUCAGCACCCAUGAUGUAACCACCUAGAGCCUGCAUGGGUAUCAUGGUGACAUGUAGGUAACUUUAAACCACUCGACAAAUGGCUAAGCUUCAAGACGGUACCUGGGGGACGUCUAUCCGAUCGUAUACGCUCACCACCUUAUCCACUACGCCACCACCUCAUGGUUAGGGAAUACACACUAUUAGUGAUGAAUUCACCGAUUUUCCACCAUUGACACGCCUGAUAAGUGUCACGGUGCAGGACAGAAAUGGUUUUGUUUUUUAUGGGUGAGGGGUAGGUAACUAAUGAUAAAACUUGUAUUUGUACAUAUAGUACUCUCAAGUCCACCAAGGAUCUCACAUUCUGUUACGGAAGUCAUGGAAUUACGAGCUUACGACCAGUAUAACGCCAAGAAGCCGAUGCAUGGUAUAUCUAUACAGCGUGACCAGCAAUUAGUGCUCGAGCUUGGCUGUGACCUAUAUAGUACGUAGCUAUGGGUCUACGAGGCACUUUUCCGGCAGUGACCGUACUCAAAGUUCCGUUACCACAUAACUUAUACUGUGCUCGCAUUGUGGUCAUGAACAGUUAGGCAGACUUGCAACUGUGACUAGGGAAAAAUAUGUAGGUGAGCUUGUCUGGAGGAAGUCGCCACUGCUCUCCAUCAGUCACAGUGAGUCUUACCGUGGAGCGGCGCGCAUCAUGCAGCUGGCAGUGUGUGGCGUAGUUGUAAUGGUGGGGGCACUGCGCCUGACACUGUUCCUGGCACUUCCUAGCCGCGGUGCAUGUAGGCCUUACCUUCACGCCCCUCGUGCUUGGUCUGAUGCCCCUAAUACUCAGGACGUAUUUGACGCGGGUUUCUCUUCACACACUACACACAAUGCUCCAACAUUCCCUAUAAAUAUGAAAUUCCGGUAAUAUCAAAGAGAAAAUUAAAAGCGGACAUGAAUUAUCCUUGCGGUGUUAACCUCUCCAGCUUACAGCCACGUCGUGACCUGUACCAGUGGAAUGAUGUGACAGUGACACCCGUGCCUCUACUCCCUGGACAGCAGAGGCUGAUGGUGCGGGAGCAGGAGUGGCCUCGCCCUCUCACCGACGCGAGGAUCAAGUUCCUGGAGGUGCUGGCAGUCGUCGCCGUCAAAAUAAUCAUGUCCACAGCGCUGGCUUCGUGGUUCCUGGUGGCUGGGCAGAUACUCUUCGCCAUAGCGGACAUUACGGGCAGCAGCGAAGUUCUGGGUAACAGAUCUCCCCUAACCUUCAUCUUUCAGGCGCUGCCCUUAGUUGAAGUACUCUUGAAAGGCAGCGCUGCUUUCGACUAGUAUGAGCAUUUUGUAAGUUUCUAAAUACAGACAUAUAAACAUUCUCAAUUCAUGAUCGUGAAACAUGUGGGAUUAGUCUGUUGUUCUACGGGGCAAGUAGUCUCGCAUACUUUGAUGCCAAUCGCUGCCCAUUUCUGUCACCUUCCAGCAUAUUCUGUGAUGUAAUCUUUUCUCGUCCCGGCCUUUUGAAUUGGUCCCAUCACCUUCAACAACUAACAGGUUGUGUCAAGUUUAUAAUUUUUGUAUGGAAUAUUUCGCACAUAAUUGAUUCCUCGUGUAUCAACACUUUCCAAGUUUUUUUUUCUCUCUCUCUCUCUCUCUCUCUCUCUCUCUCUCUCUUGUUUGUAAGCCUCGGGAAGUAGACUCAUGUGGUGCCUUAUCAUCCUAACAUUACAGUUCAUAAGUGGAAACUAAAUAUUUGUGACAUCUCCAUUUUCAUUCCUAAUAAAUCUCACAUUAAUGAAAAGACACUUCAGCAUCUUACAACACUCAUGUAUAUACGUUUGUCAAUGUACCUAGUGAUGGUUGUCUCCCCUUUAGCACUGCUACAUGUAAAGCAAUCAUGCAUUUGGUGGUUGUAAAUCUUACACUUUCUAAUCAGGAAGCACCAGCACUGUCACUUUCUUUCAAAGGUGUCCCUAUGUACUACUGUGUCUACAAAUAUGAGCUGUGCUAUCCAUUUAUUAGUUUAUUUAUGCUUGAAAUGGACAUGUCAACUUGUACUGGACAGUGGACAAGGCCUCCCCCUCCCACCAAGACACAGCAGCAGUGGCCGGUGGGUGGGGUGGAGCUACCGAGCGCACAACAACACGUACUGAGGGAUGAUGCAAUAUUUAUUUAACAAUU
Molecule: messenger RNA, 2177 nt
Organism: Portunus trituberculatus (swimming crab)
Lineage: Eukaryota; Metazoa; Arthropoda; Malacostraca; Decapoda; Portunidae
Exons: 2
Coding region: 957-1331 (124 amino acids)
Source: RefSeq, a predicted model, not a curated record